UUUUUUUUUUUAUGUUUGAACUCUUUCCUUAUAUCUGCGCAAGCGCAUUGACCAAGCGUUGCCAUGGUGACAUUGAAACAGAACGUGGAAGGCUCCAAAAGAUCGAGGCGCAAAAUAAAAGAACGUUUGCGAGUAAAACAGAUUAGUGAAAGCUUUGAGUCUCCAUGGCAUCCUCUGGUCCUGAUGCUGCUUUAUCUGACUGCUUGUUAGAGGAUGAAGCUGAGAAUAAAUUUCUGUGUUCCAAACCUGCUUGCUUCAUUAUCCUGGGAAAACCGGGUAUUGGGAAGUCUACCCUUGCCAGAAAAUUUGCCCAAACAUGGCGGUGUGUCCUCAUCGAUGACACAGAGUUGCUUAUCAGUCACAUCCGUAAUGGUACAGAGCAAGGAAAAGAGCUUUUAGCAAUCCUGGCUGAAGGAAAGAGCAUUCCAGAGGAGAAGAUGUUAACGUUAGUGCUUGAAAAGCUCAACACACCAGAGGUGGAAAACUACGGCUACAUUCUGUCAUGUCUACCAUCAAUGUCUGAAGAAUAUCUGAAGAUUCAUGAACAAAUAGAUUUGAUUAAAAAUCAAAAAUUCCCACCAGACUUCAUCAUCAACAUAAAGUGUGCAGAGAAGGACCUGAUCAAGCGCCUGGCAGGCCAGAAGCAGCUCCCUACCAAAGAGCAGUGGAGCCCUAUGGCUAAGAGUGAUGAAGAGGAACAGGUCGAUGAAGAAGAGGAAGAGGAGGACGAGCAGGCGGUGGUGGAAGAGACGGACUUGGUGAGGCUUAAAGAGCAUUACCCAGAGGAAGCAAGUCGCAGGAUUCUCCUUUAUAAAGAAACCAUGCUGAAGCCUUUGGAGGACUUCAUGGCAGCUCAUGACCCUCAGUACUUAUUUGAACUCGAUGGAAACAAGGACCCAGAAGAGAUUUUAAGGUGUCUUAUCGCUCGCCUAGACUGCAUGGCUGUGAGGAGAGCAGCGGUACCUGUGCAGUUGCUAAACGCAGAUGAGGCAGAAAUGGAUAAGGAGAUUGACUCUGAAGAGCUGUUGCAAAUUCUGUCCCUCAGCAAGACCAUCGCACCAGGCUUCCAUUGGUACAGGAGUCGCUGGGGCUGCACUUGCCCCGUUGCCCUCAAAGAAGGCAAAAUGAUCAAAGGCAAACCUGAAUUUGCAGUCAGCUUUCUGAAUAAAUUGUAUGUCCUGUCCUCUCAAGAGGCUCUGCAGAAGUUCAUGGUCAAACCCAGAUGGUACUUGCUCCCACCUAUGCCACGUCCACCCUGCAAAGUGUCUGUGAUUGGACCACCACAGUCAGGAAAGAGCACUCUGUGUUCCCUCUUGGCUAAGCAUUAUGGUGCAGUUGUGGUGGAUAUAAAGAUGCUGAAGAAGGUUGUCAUGGAAAAAAUCAGGCAAGAAAUGAUGGAGAAAGCACGUCAGGAUGCAACAACUUCAGCCCUUGAAAAGGUCAAGGUCAAGGAUGAUGUUAAUGAGUCUGAAAUGGAGGUGACAGAAGUUCACCCAGAAGUUCAAGCUUUAGUGGAGGAAGCCAUGAAUGAAGCAGAAAAGAUGCCAAUAGAACCAAGAGAUGACAUGUGUGCAGAAGUCCUGGAGCAGUGGAUCAGAGAGAUUGAGGCAGAAGAUGCAGAUGCUGAGUUUAAAAGGGGCUGGGUGCUGGACAACUACCCUACCACCAAGGAUCAGCUGGCACUCAUUCAGGACCUGCAUCCUGACCUCAUACCUGAUGUGGUGUUCUGUCUCCAAGACAUCGAGGAAGAAGGAGGGACAGUUCUGAGAAGGAUUUAUGCACAGAACAAGGAGGAGGUGGAUGCAGUUGUUCUAGCUGAACUACGAGGGGAGCAGAGACAGAAAGAACCCGAAAGACAAGACACUCAGCAGCAGGCACAGGAUUCAGAAAUCGACAGCCAGGCAGAAGGACUUCCCUCACUGAAGGCGGUGCCUGAAGAGCCUGAUGUUAAUGAGUUGAUGUUGCCUAGUACAUGGGAACAUGGCUAUCCUCCUGGCCCAGCCAUGGAAAAGUACAAGCUGCAGUUAAAGAAGUUUAUGCAGGAAUGGAAUAGCAUGGAGUCAUCCAUCACUUGGACCUGUGCUGUACUGGAGAUCUCCAACCGAACCGCUCAGAGUCUGCUCCAGGAGAUGAUUGUCCAAAUGGAGCGACCGUUUCAGUACAUGGCCCAAGAGAUGUCCAGCGCAGAUCUGAAUAAAGAGGAGGAGGAUGUGCAGGAGGAUGAAGAUGAAGCAGAGGAAAGCAGCACUGAAAGGUGGCUUGGAGACACUAACAUGUACUGCCCGGUCGUGCUGAAGGAGAAGGGAACGUUGGUGCCGUGCACAAAUGACAUCGCUGCAAAAUACAGAGAGAAGAUCUACUACUUCUCAAGCAGCAAAGCAUUGGAGAAGUUCAUGCAGACCCCUGAGAUAUAUGCCCCAACCGCUCAACUACUGAAACCUCCUGCCCUGCGUAUAUUCCUGCUGGGAGUGCGCGGCUCAGGUAAAAGCACCCAUGGACAUUGGCUAGCAGAUCAGCUGGGUCUCUUUCAUAUCCAGUUCCGUGAACUGCUGCAAGAGCUGAUUCUGCCCAAGACUCAGGCCCGUGUGCCCUACGCCGAUGAGGUAGAGCCGCCCGAAGAGCCACCCGAAGAGCUACAGAGUCUGCUGCAGGAACACACCCAAUCCACAGAGUCAGAAGAUGCGUUGAGCCAAGAGGAAGACACCGAGGAGCCUCCAGCACUUACAGAUGAAGAAGAAUUCAUAAAGUCAUAUCUAUCUGAUGGACAGCCAUUGCCACACAAAAUCAUGGAGAAGGUCCUGCUGGAGAUCUGGCAUCAAGAGCCAUACAAAUCAACAGGCUUUAUUUUGGAAGGUUUUCCUCAGCUUCCAGAGGAAAUGUCCUUUUUAGUGGAGCACGACUUAUACCCAGACACCGUCAUAAUUAUGUCUGUAGAGGUGUCAGAAGUGGUGAAGCGUCUGCUGCCACCACGGCUUGACAGAUGGAGGGACAGAUGCACUCGAAAAAGAGAGCAGAUGCAGCUACUUAAAGAGCUACGCUCCAAAAUUAGGGAGGAGGCCAUUGCCCAAAGAAGAGCUGAGCUUUUGUCCGAAUACGCAUCCAAAUCACUCAGAAAAGAAACUGAGGAAGAGGAGGGGCACGAAGAAGAAAGUGAUGAAGAGCAGCCGAACUGGGAAGAACAGCUGGAAUACAUGCUGCAGAAUGAGUUUCCUGAGGAGGGUCCAGAGGAUGGAGAGGAAGAAGAGACCGAAGCCAGUGCAGAGAAUCGGAUGGAAACAGAGAUCAGUGACAGGUUUGAAAAGGAUGAGAGCAACCUCAACACGAUGCUGGAACUUCUGGCUGAAAACCGUAUUCCUCACCUGACAGUCAGCGCUGGCCGGAAGCCUCACAUUGUGCGCACUCAGCUAGUAAAGCAAGUCAAGCCCAUGGUGGAGAACAGGGAAGCUCUAUUCCUAAGGUGUCAUCCUGUCAACUAUGCCACUGCUCAGAAACUCCUGUACUCCUCUUACAAGGACUACAGUGCCUUUGGGUGUUGGGAUCCUAUCAGGUAUACAGAGGGAGAACCGAUCCAACAUAUACAGGACCCCCUUAAGCCUAGUUUCCCUGUACUAUUCCACAACUUCGUUUACUUCUUUGCCUCCAAGGAGACACGCGACAGCUUCAUGAUCAACCCUAUGAAAUACCUCCGUCAGCCCAAACCCAACCCUCCUCUGCCCAUAAAAAUAGCCAUCAUCGGUAGUCCGAAAUCUGGAAAAACCACAGUUGCUCGGAUGUUUGCUCGUGAAUAUGGACUGGCACACCUAUCCAUCGAUGGUGUAAUGCAUACAGUGCUAAGUAUCCAAGGCAAUACCGAGCUUGCCAGAGAGAUGCAGAAAUGCUUGAGUAUUGAAGGCUUGACUAUGCCCGACGAACUGACCAUCCAGUGCCUAGAAGUGGUCCUGUUGAAUUUAGUCUGCAGCACACGAGGGUAUGUGCUGGAUGGAUUUCCCAAGACCAAAAGGCAGGCUGACCUAAUGGCAACUCACCGUAUUAUUCCUAUUCAAGUGAUCGAGCUGCAAGUAGACAGAGAUGAAAUGCUGAGGAGAGGCAUGAACGGGCAGAUGAAAACAAAUGGCAUUCAGCGUGAGGUGGGUGAGCUCAGGAAACAUUUCCAUCAGCAAUACCAAAACUGGGUUCCAGUUGAUGCACACAAAAGCAGUUGGUGGGUGUGGCAUCGGGUUCGGGAAGAAGUCAAGAGUAGUAUGCGAUGUAUCCACAACUACCUGAAGAGAAUUCGUAAAGGCCAGGCUGCCAGCAUACAUCGUCUGUGUAUUACUCCACGUGAGCUUCAGUCUCGGCUCGGCGAGUUCGGCCAUUACUGUCCGGUGAGCUUGGCUCUCCAUAACCACUUGGAUGACUGCUCCCAUGACACAUCCCUGGAGUUGGCUGUAGAGUUUAGGAGACAAUACUACAAAAUGGCCUCCAGGGAGUAUCUUAAGAGAUUUCUUGAGGCACCAGAGCAGUUUGUGUCUCCAAAUGUCCCUCAUAAGUUGCCCCUUCCCGAGCUUCUUCCCCGUAAGCUGAGCCCAAGUCAGGUGAAGAGUCGUUUCCCUCAGCAGGUGGAACUAAAAGGCUUCUGUCCGGUCACAUACCUAGAUGGCCAGCAGAGGUACAAAGCCCUGGUUCGUGGCAAUGUGGACUUUGCAGUAGAAUACCAGGAGAAGAUAUACAUUUUUGAGACCGAGGAGAAACAACACAAGUUUCUAAGAUCACCUGACACUUACUGGAACCAGAAACUCCCUCAUAAACUUCCACCAAUAGGAGAACCAGUACAGAUGACCUCUCUGCCAAUGCUGGGUUAUUUGGAACAGGGAGUAGCUAGAGCCAUCAUUAAAGGCUUGACAGAGUUGGGCAACCUCAAGCCAAAGUUCCCGUACCUCAGCAUGAAGAAGUCUGCUGUACUCUACCUGGUCUUAUAUCUUAAAGCUUAUAAGAGAACGUCCACCUACACUCAGAAAAUGUACAAGAAGAAGCUGCUUCAGUAUGAAGAUGACUGUCAACUCAUCGUCUAUCUGAGUUCUACUAUGACCCAGAAGUACAAACCCCCUCAUGAACUUCCUGUUGAUUUUAAUCAUAAGCUUCACAGGUUUCUCGCCUUGAAGGACUCCAGUAAAACUGUAUAAAGACUGAUGCAGCACCUCCAAACCCAAAUAAAACCCUUCAAUGUGUAA
Messenger RNA from Tachysurus fulvidraco (yellow catfish), 5210 nucleotides. It is a transcript of the gene ak9, whose product is annotated as adenylate kinase 9. Gene Ontology annotation, molecular function: ATP hydrolysis activity; UMP kinase activity; ATP binding. The transcript has 35 exons. Gene Ontology annotation, cellular component: nucleus; cytoplasm. The record is from RefSeq and is a predicted model, not a curated record. NCBI's taxonomy places the organism in Eukaryota, Metazoa, Chordata, Actinopteri, Siluriformes, Bagridae. Gene Ontology annotation, biological process: UDP biosynthetic process; CDP biosynthetic process. The coding region runs from base 165 to 5162 and encodes 1665 amino acids.